AUGGGCGAUAAGCCGCAAGUAAAAGAAGUACCAGAAACGGUGUGCAAUUCGAAAAAAGAACAGGUUCUUACUAGAGGGAAGUUUCUGGGUAAAGGAGGGUUUGCAAGAUGUUACGAACUUGUUGAUUCUAAAACAAACGCGGUUUAUGCAGGGAAAAUUGUUUCUAAAUUACUUCUUCAAAAAAAGCAUCAGAAGGAGAAGAUGACGCAGGAGAUUGAGAUUCAUCGAUCGCUCUCGCAUCCUCAUGUUGUGCGCCUGGAGGAUUUUUUUGAGGAUUCAGACAAUGUUUAUAUUCUUUUGGAAUUGUGUUCUAGAAGGUCGUUAAUGGAACUGCACAAAAGACGUAAAGCAGUCACGGAGCCAGAAGCACGGUAUUUUACUAGCCAGGAGACUUAUCAAAAAAUAAAAAACAAUGAUUAUGUAAUUCCCAAAAGAGUUGGUUCGGAUGCAGCUCAUUUGAUCAGUUGUCUUCUUGCUGCCGUUCCUUCGCGAAGGCCUACUAUUCAGGAGGUUGCGAAAUUCAGUUUUUUUUUAAGAGGAUACAUGCCCACUCGGCUACCAACUUCAUGUCUGACUAUGGCUCCAAAAUUUACCCCUGCGCAGUUGUCACAGGGUCAAAACGAUGAACGACGGGUGCUCGGGGAGAUAAAGUCACAUCAACUUUUAGGCUCUGAACAAAGGGUUAACCAGGAUUUGAUGUCAAGCCCUGCUAGAUCGCUAGUCUCGGUACCAGAAGCUCAAGUUGUAAGCAUAGGAGUCAGGGGGGACAAAAAUGAAAAAGGAGAGGCAGAUUUGAACGCUGUUCCUUCUGAUUUUUAUUUAUCCGACCUUUACCGACAACUGGAUGAUCUCAUAAGUAAAAAGCCAGCAGAAAGAGCUCUGAUACAAGAAGAUGAAGCAGAAGACCCGGCAUCUGUCCCUGUUUUCUGGGUCUCGAAAUGGGUGGAUUAUUCGGAUAAGUAUGGAUUGGGUUACCAACUUUGUGAUAAUUCGAUUGGGGUUGUUUUCAACGACAAUUCUAAAUUAGUUUUGAACGCUGCUGGAGAACAAGUUCAGUAUACGGAAAAAGAUAAUUCGGAGAGAUAUUUUGUUUUAUCAUCGUAUCCAGAGGAGCUUCAUAAGAAAAUAACCCUCUUGAAAUAUUUUCGUAACUAUAUGCAAGAGCACUUGCAAAAAACAGGUGCAAAUAUGGCUCCAAAAGAAGGCGAUGAGCUCGCUCGUUUGCCUUGUUUGAGGACGUGGUUCCGCACCCGGUCUGCUAUUGUUCUCCACAUGAGCAGCGGCAUCCUCCAAAUCAACUUUUUCCAGGACCAUACAAAGCUCAUAUUAUGUCCUCUAAUGAGUGCGGUAACUUAUAUUGAUCAAAAGCGAAAAUUCAGAACUUUCAAAUUUGAGCUGAUGGCAAAAUUCGGUUGUUCGAAGGAUGUUUUGAUGGUUAUUACUCCUCCAGAGAACGGAAUAGUGUGUAAACAGCUUUAUUUUGCUUGGUUUUGCAUCUUGAGAAGAGUGAGGAGGGAGGGGGUUGCGCGGGAGAGAGAGGAAGACCAUCUGUGUGUAUUUUGGAGACCUGGUCCGAUGCAGCAUAUGAAAAGGUUGCAGUUUCUUUGGCAACUUUUGCGUAUUGCAUGGUUGAGUGGAGGCGGACAAGGUUUUUUUGAAUUUGAGAUAUCAGAGGCGCUCAGAAUGUUGGUGGAAAUAUGCCGAAAUGGUGUGCAGCCACGGGAAUUGUCAGUUAGUAUUCCGAAACGGGUGGCCUAA
Molecule: messenger RNA, 1758 nt
Organism: Enterobius vermicularis (human pinworm)
Lineage: Eukaryota; Metazoa; Nematoda; Chromadorea; Rhabditida; Oxyuridae
Source: the annotation of a GenBank genome assembly